GUUGAAAAAAUUGAAAUCAUUUCGCUCUGCUUUUCCUUCUUCCUUUUUCCUUUUCGGUUUGAUUUCUCUGCAGCAGAUCACCAUUUGCUUCUUCUCUUCGAUUUUCCAGAUUCCUUUCUCUUCAUCUCUGCCAAAAUUCAAAACCAUUCCCGUGCAUUUCUCACUCUUCUUCUUAUUCUUCUUCUUCUUCUUCUUUUUGGUUGUUUCGUUUGCUUCCAUGGAAACAUGUAGCUGUUUCAGCUUUAACUCGCUUUUCUCAUUUUAACAGCUGUGUAAAUGGGCCGGGGGCUUGAAUAGCAAAUAGCAGAAGCACAGAGAUGAAAGGAGAGUCCUCAGGGUUGAUCAUUGGUAUCUCAAUAGGGGUGGUGAUUGGUGUGCUUUUGGCUAUUUCGGCUUUGUUCUGUAUCAGAUACCACAGAAAGAGAUCACAGAUCGGGAAUAGCAGUUCUAGGCGGGCUGUUACUAUCCCCAUCCGUACAAAUGGUGCUGAUUCUUGUACUAUAUUAUCAGACUCGACAAUAGGACCAGAGUCACCUGUGAAAUCUGGACGAAGUGGCAUGUCUCUGUGGCUUGAAGGAUUUAAGAGGAAUAAUGUGGUCUCAGCCUCUGGCAUACCGGAAUAUUCUUACAAGGAUUUGCAAAAAGCAACCUGUAAUUUUACUACAUUAAUAGGAUCAGGAGCAUUUGGUCCCGUUUACAAAGCUCAGAUGUCAACCGGUGAGACUGUUGCAGUCAAAGUUCUCGCUACUGAUUCCAAGCAAGGGGAGAGAGAGUUCCAGACUGAGGUGAUGUUAUUGGGAAGGCUGCAUCACAGAAACCUUGUGAAUUUGAUUGGAUAUUGUGCAGAAAAGGGCCAGCAUAUGCUUGUGUAUGUCUAUAUGAGUAAAGGCAGCUUGGCUUCCCAUUUGUACAGUGAGAAGCAUGAACCAUUGAUCUGGGAGUUGAGGGUUUAUAUUGCUUUGGAUGUGGCAAGGGGCUUGGAGUAUCUCCAUGAUGGGGCAGUUCCACCUGUAAUACACCGCGAUAUUAAAUCUUCCAACAUUCUGUUGGACCAAUCCAUGAGGGCCAGGGUAGCGGAUUUUGGCCUUUCAAGAGAAGAAAUGGUCGAUAGUCAUGCAGCUAAUAUCCGGGGAACUUUCGGAUAUCUUGAUCCUGAGUAUAUAUCAACAAGGACCUUCACUAAAAAAAGUGAUGUUUAUAGCUUCGGAGUGUUGCUCUUUGAACUUAUAGCAGGCAGAAAUCCUCAACAGGGUCUUAUGGAAUACGUAGAACUAGCAGCAAUGAACACGGAAGGAAAAGUUGGAUGGGAGGAAAUUGUUGAUUCCCGUUUGGAUGGGAAGUUUGACAUGGAAGAUCUAAACGAAGUGGCGGCUCUUGCAUACAAAUGUGUGAACCGUGUCUCAAGAAAACGACCUGCCAUGAGAGAUAUUGUGCAAGUGCUGUCAAGAAUCAUUAAAUUAAGACACAGUAGGAAACAUCACAAGAAGUCCCCUUCUGCGACAGAUGAGGUUUCAAUUGAUCUUGAACAACCAGAAACAAAGAUCCAAAUCAGUCAACACCGAAGAGAUGAAUCCAUUGACAGCAGCAUGACUGACGCCUGUGAAGUUUAGAGGAUGGAUUCUAGACAUGUGAAGCUAUUUUUGUCUGGUUCCUUGGUUUUGAUUUUUUGUGUUUGUGAACUAUAUAGGCCUCUUCAAGAAACUAACAGAGCUCUAUAGUUCAUCAGCAAUUUCUGAUUGUUCAAGUGAGUUAGGCUUAAGAGGGGUGUUUUCCAUAAUGUAACAUACAUAGGUCACUUCCAAUUUUGCUUCUUUUUAUUUCUGGCCCUUACAUCUGUUUGGUUGAAAUGGCAGAACCCCGAUUUGUAUAUUAAUACUCUAGAAAUGGAAACGAAAGAAAUUUAUUCUCUGUAAAUUGCAUACUCUAUCUUUUACUACUUU
Messenger RNA from Carica papaya (papaya), 1940 nucleotides. It is a transcript of the gene CRLK1, whose product is annotated as Protein kinase superfamily protein. Gene Ontology annotation, biological process: protein phosphorylation. The record is from RefSeq and is a predicted model, not a curated record. Lineage: Eukaryota; Viridiplantae; Streptophyta; Magnoliopsida; Brassicales; Caricaceae. Gene Ontology annotation, molecular function: protein kinase activity; ATP binding.